This is a messenger RNA of Fomitopsis serialis, 1524 nucleotides long. RefSeq lists its product as uncharacterized. The transcript has 7 exons. The coding region runs from base 1 to 1524 and encodes 507 amino acids. The record is from RefSeq and is a predicted model, not a curated record. NCBI's taxonomy places the organism in Eukaryota, Fungi, Basidiomycota, Agaricomycetes, Polyporales, Fomitopsidaceae.
AUGACUUCUGCCGAGCUAGCAUCGAAGAGCUUGUUCUUUCAAAGCGUAGAAGACAACGUCUGGAGGAUCGACAUACCGAGUAACUGGAACGUGCCACAGCACAACAGCACAACAGCGAAUGGAAGCUCUCCACACCAGGUCGUGCACCUAAAACCAGCCACCAGUACGGCACCGAUGCAAUGCCAGAUCGGUGCUGCCCCGGGCGACGGUGUUCGGAACGACGACGAAAUACAAGAGUCGUCACCAAGACUCGACAUCGCCGAGUCCUUGAUCAAGAGCUCCCUCUGGAGGGCCGCGAACGAUGGCUGGUGGAUGGACGACGACGCCGUGGAGACGUCCACAACCAUAUACGAGGCGCGAGGUGCCUUCCAUAGGACUGUAGGGUCUGGGCGGCCCACUACCCAUCGGCGCACGAGCUUUGGGAGCACCCAGAGUUCUUCCAGUCUCGAAAGCCUGCCCAAGGAGGAUAUACAGAUUUUGUGGCCGUCGCCAUCGGCCCACGACAUGCCGUUGAAGGAGCUAGCUGUGAACGGCUUGUUCUCUCAAGGCGUGAAGGACAACAUUUGGAACGUCGACAUACCAAGUAGCUGGAACGUGACCGAAUAUCCCAGGGCGACGACACACCAGAAUCCUUCGCAUCAGACAACACCCCUGAGACAAAACCCCAGUACGGCCGCCAUGCAACACCAAGCAGGCGAAGGCGAGGCAAUUACCGCCACUAGACAAAUCGAUGAGACACCCAACAACUUCGGUUGGGACGACAGCGAAAUUCUGGCCACGUCGACGGUCGUAGACGAGGCUGAUGGCGCGAUCGGAGGCUCCCUACAGAGAGCCAUGAGCAACAGCGAGUGGAGGGACGACGAUGUCUGGGAGACAUCAACAACCAUUUAUGAAGCAGCGCUCGUCGCUGGAGUUGUUUUCGAGAGGACCGUGGGGUCUGGACGGGCCGUCACCCACCGGCGGGUGGGCUCUGAGAGUACUCAGAGCUCUGCCAGUAUCGAGACCCUCCACGGAGAUGGGGACAUCGACGAAGACUCCUCCGACCAGGUCAUGCACCUGAGACCAACCGAAAUUACGGCAGCAAUGCCACCGCAGCCGGUCGCCACAGCCAACGUCGAGACCCUGGUUGUCGAACAUGAAGCUAACGAACCAGCCGUCGCACCCGAUGCACUCGAAAACCUCGUAUGGAAUGAUGACGAGAUCGUCGAAACGUCGACGACUGUCGACGAAGCCGAGUUUAUGGCUGGCGGUACCAUCCGAAGGGCGAUAGACUCCUUGGCGUGGCGGAAGGAUGAGAUACUGGAAACCUCGACGGCCAUUGAUGAGACCGAACGCAUCGUUGGGAGUACGCUCCGUAGGGCUUCUGUGUCAGGGCUGCCGACUGCCCGCCACCACCGCACAGACUCCGGCAGCACCCAGAGCUCAGCGACGCUCCAGAGCAUCCCGGAUGCUAGCGCGCGCGUGAGGACUUGGGCGGACGUGGUCAGAAGCGUGGGGCAGAGACAGAGCGAAAGCAGGAAGUAG